AUGACCUCCGUCUGUCAGAUCUGCGGCGAUUCCGUCGGCGUGGCCGUCGACGGAGAGCCAUUCAUCGCGUGCGGCCACUGCAACUACCCCGUCUGCCGGCCAUGCUACGAAUACGAGCGCAAGGAGGGCGGCAAAGCGUGUCCCAACUGCAAGACCUUCUACAAACGCCUCAAGGGCAGCCCGAGGAUCGACGCGGACGAUGAAGAGGACGAGGAGGAAGGAGGAGAUGAACAACCAGCGGACUGGCGGUACCGCUCGUCGCUGUACCAGAGCGAUCCUAGCCCUCCGCCGGCGGCAGCAGGGACGCUGCAUCAAUCGCAGCCGUCCAUGGACGACGCGCAGAACCUCGGAUACGGCGCGUCGCCGAUUCACGAGAACUCCGCGUAUCGGAGGUCGCAGAUGGACAACGACUCGGCGAGUGACUAUAACGAGCACCUCGGCAUGCCCGUGGGGUCGACGUCGCCGCAGGUCGGGCCGCGCAACGCCAUCGUGCCUAGCGGACCGGGCUUCGGCACGUUCGGAAACUCCGUCAGUCAAGCGCAGAACGAGUGGCUCGCGCAAUCAGGCUCCGAAACCCCCGCCGUGCGCGCGCUGGACCCGAAGAAGGACCCGACGGAGUAUGGUUACGGCAGCGUCGUGUGGAAGGGUCGCACCGUGGCUUCCGCCGACGGCAUGGAGGCAGGCGCGGGUGGGGCCGCGGGGAACUACGCGUACGGCGGCAUGGGCGCAGACGGGUCGCCCACGCAAGACCAGGACGGCGAUCUGCCCACCAUGGACGAAGCGCGCCAGCCGCUCUCCCGCAAGAUCCACCUCAAGUCGGAGUUAAUCUCGCCGUACCGCCUCGUCAUCGUGAUGCGCUUCGUCAUCACCAUCCUCUUCUUGCGCUGGCGUAUCAUCAACCCCGUGUGGGACGCGUACGGGCUCUGGCUCGUGUCGAUCAUCUGCGAGGUCUGGUUCUUCUUCUCCUGGAUUCUGGAUCAGUUUCCGAAAUGGAACCCGAUUCGGCGAGAAACGUACAUGGAUCGUCUGUCGCUGCGAUUCGAGAAGCCCAACGAAGACUCGCAGCUCGCACCCGUCGAUCUGUUCGUAUCGACGGUGGAUCCCAUGAAGGAGCCGCCGCUGACGACGGCGAACACGCUGCUGUCGAUCCUGGCCGUCGAUUAUCCGGUCGACAAGGUCGCGUGCUACUUAUCCGACGAUGGCGGCUCCAUGCUGACGUUCGACAUGAUGGGCGAGACGGCGGAAUUCGCGCGCAUCUGGGUGCCGUUUUGCAAGAAGUACAACAUCGAGCCGCGCGCGCCCGACGUUUAUUUCAUCCAGAAGGUUGACUUUCUGAAAGACAAGCUCGACACGGCGUUCGUGCUGGAGCGUCGCUCCGUGAAGCGGCAGUACGAGGAGUUUAAAGUGCGCAUCAACGCGCUCUGCGCGCGUUUCCAGAACGUGCCGGCCGACGGGUGGACGAUGCAGGACGGCACGCCGUGGCCCGGAAAUAAAUCCCGCGACCAUCCCGGCAUGAUCCAGGUGUUCCUUGGUCCUAACGGCGGCGCGGGCUCGGACGGAAUGCCGUUGCCGCGGCUCGUGUACGUGUCGCGUGAGAAGCGGCCCGGGUAUAAUCACCACAAGAAGGCUGGAGCCAUGAACUCGCUAGUGCGCGUCGCGGCGGUGCUGACGAACGCGCCGUACAUUCUGAAUCUGGAUUGCGAUCAUUACAUCAACAACUCGCGCGCGCUCCGGGAGGCGAUGUGCUUCAUGAUGGACCCGAACGUGGGGAAACGGGCGUGCUACGUGCAGUUCCCGCAGCGGUUCGACGGCAUCGACCCCAGCGAUCGAUACGCCAACAACAACACCGUGUUCUUCGACAUUAACUUGCCCGGGCUGGACGGAGUGCAAGGGCCCGUAUACGUCGGUACUGGUUGUUGUUUCCGGCGGCACGCGCUGUACGGAUUCGAUCCGCCCAAGAAGGAGAAGAAGUCGAGCAACGGGAUCUGCUGGCUCUGCCACUGUAUUUUCUGCUGCGGGGGCUGCGGCGGGCGCAAGCAGAAGAAGUCCGCGGAGCUGCAGGCGCUGGCGGAAGGAGGAGGGCUGAGUGACGGGAAGAGCAAGGGGAAGGUGAAGGGGCGCAAGGGGAAGGGGAAAAGCGGGCGGAUGGAGCGGAUUGCGGAGGGGAGGGAGGAGGCUGCGGCGAUGGCGAUGAACGCGAUGGGCAUGGGAAUAGACGACGUGGAAGGCAUGACGGAGGAGGACGAGAAGGGAAGCCUGAUGGCUCUGAAGAAGUUCGAGAAGCGGUUCGGCGCGUCGCCCGUGUUCGUGCUGUCCACGUUCCACGAGGAGGGCGGCGGCGUGGCGUUCACGGGCCCGGGAUCGACGCUCAAGGAGGCGAUCCACGUCAUCUCGUGCGGUUAUGAGGAGGGCACGGACUGGGGCAAGGAGAUCGGGUGGAUCUACGGGUCGGUGACAGAGGAUAUUCUCACGGGUUUUAAGAUGCAGUGCCGCGGGUGGCGAUCCAUCUACUGCCAGCCCAAGCGGGUGGCGUUCAAGGGGUCUGCGCCCAUCAAUCUGUCCGACCGUCUUCAGCAGGUGUUGCGUUGGGCUCUGGGUUCCAUUGAAAUCUUCCUCUCCCGGCAUUGCCCCAUCUGGUACGGCUGGAAGGCAAACCGCCUCAAGGUGCUGCAACGGCUGGCGUAUGCGAACACGGCGGUGUACCCGUUUACGUCGUUCCCGCUGCUCGCGUACUGCAUGCUUCCUGCGAUUUGUCUGUUUACGGGGAAAUUCAUCAUUCCCGGGCUGACCGUCACGGCGACGCUGUAUUUCGUCGGGCUUUUCGCGGCUAUUAUCGCGACGUACGUGCUGGAGCUGAGGUGGAGCGGGGUGGGUCUCACGGAGCUGUGGCGAAACGAGCAGUUUUGGGUCAUUGGUGGCGUGUCGGCGCAUCUAUUCGCGGUGUUCCAGGGCCUUCUGAAAGUGCUAGCUGGCAUCGACACGAAUUUCACGGUCACGGCGAAACAAGCGGAUGACGGGGAGUUUGCUGAGCUGUACAUGGUGAAAUGGACAACGCUGCUGAUUCCCCCCAUGUUCCUCAUCAUUAUCAACGUCCUUGGGAUUAUCUCGGGGCUCGCGCAAGCGAUGAAUAUGGGAACGGUCGGCUGGGGGACCAUGUUCGGCAAGAUUUUCUUUUCGCUCUGGGUGAUUCUGCAUCUUUACCCGUUUUUGAAGGGUAUGAGCGGGAAGAACAAACGCGUGCCGACGCUGGUUAUUGUGUGGUCGAUUCUGCUCGCCUCGGUGUUUUCGCUGCUCUGGGCGGAUAUCAACCCGUGGGGUGCGCCGGCGACUGGGCCUACUGCUGAGGAGUGCGGCAUUCGGUGCUAG
Molecule: messenger RNA, 3366 nt
Organism: Closterium sp. Naga37s-1
Lineage: Eukaryota; Viridiplantae; Streptophyta; Zygnematophyceae; Desmidiales; Closteriaceae
Source: the annotation of a GenBank genome assembly